Tricharina praecox is the source of this 1182-nucleotide messenger RNA. RefSeq lists its product as uncharacterized. Gene Ontology annotation, cellular component: SAM complex. The coding region runs from base 126 to 1034 and encodes 302 amino acids. The record is from RefSeq and is a predicted model, not a curated record. Gene Ontology annotation, biological process: mitochondrion organization. The transcript has 3 exons. NCBI's taxonomy places the organism in Eukaryota, Fungi, Ascomycota, Pezizomycetes, Pezizales, Pyronemataceae.
CCAUCACUCGCAGUCCAAGUUCAAACUCAAUCGCACUAACACUACCCCACAUCACAUGACCCCGUCUCCACCACGAUGCACAUCCCACCAUAUCCAACCCUCGUUCCCCGGUGUGUACGAUAACCAUGUCCACCCCACCAGCUCCCACCCCAUCAGCUCCCCGCACAAGCACAAGCACAAGCAGCAGCAGCAGCCCAUCGCUCCUCCCGAUCCCGCCCGUGCUCCGGCGCCUCUUCGAUGCCUUCCCGCUGCUCACGUACCCGCCAGCGGCACUACCCGCCCGCUCGCCGGAUCUGACCUCGUCGCCCCUACCGCGCCUCUACGUUUUUGCCGCCCCAGACUCCGAAGGACGAGACGCGCCAAGCUUCAAUCCGAGCUGUCUCAAGUGGCAGGCGUACCUAAAAUUUUGCGGUGUGGAAUACACCAACGUCCCCUCAAGCAACCACGCGUCGCCAUCCGGGCAGCUACCGUUCCUCCUCCCAGCCGCCAGUGCUGGAGGCUCUGCGGGCGCGGUGGGGAAGGCACUCCCCGCACGGCAGCUCCUCUCGUGGGCGGGGCCCCAGUCCGGCUGCGACCUGCAAGCGCCAGAGGUUGCCGCCGUGAUGGAGCUCGUAGACUCGAGGGUCAGGGAUGCGUGGCUCUACGCACUCCACCUCUCACCACUCCACUUCCCGCUCGCCCAGUCACUCUACUGCCAUACCGCCGUCCCCCUCGUUAACGCACUACUCUCUCGGCGCAUGCGUUCCUCUGCCGCCGCAGAGCUAGCGCGCACUCGUAGCGGCGUGCUGACGGCCGACGAGGUGUAUGCCGACGCCGACGCGGCGUGGGCGGCGCUCGAGGAGAUACUAGGCGGUGAUGAGUGGUUCUUCGGGGCGCAAGCGCCGGGGUUGGUCGAUGCCGCCGUGUUCGCGUAUACACAUCUUGUCCUGGGAGUCAGGUGGGAUGGGGCUGAGGCGGGGGUUGUCACGAGGCUUAGGGCGUGUAAGGCGUUGGUCGGGCAUGAGAAGAGGGUCAGAGCGGUGUGUGGGUGGUAGGAUGGAGAGCAGACACUAGAUGUACGAUAGCCAUGUAUAGAUACAAGUCCCCCGACGGAACAGAUGCCCAACCAACAUUUGCUUGGGGAAGUACGGGAGCGGGACGAUCGGGAAUGAAUCAUAGGCGUCACUCCGCGUGGAUAACUGG